Messenger RNA from Trichogramma pretiosum, 6666 nucleotides. It is a transcript of the gene ine, whose product is annotated as sodium- and chloride-dependent GABA transporter ine-like. Gene Ontology annotation, cellular component: membrane. NCBI's taxonomy places the organism in Eukaryota, Metazoa, Arthropoda, Insecta, Hymenoptera, Trichogrammatidae. Gene Ontology annotation, biological process: sodium ion transmembrane transport. The transcript has 15 exons. Bases 2460 to 5528 code for a protein of 1022 amino acids. The record is from RefSeq and is a predicted model, not a curated record.
UCUCGCCUCGCGCAUCGGAACUUGCGUUGCUCAUACUCGCGCCGCGUGUACAGUGCAUGUGUGUGCGCGCGACUUUUUUUCGCGAUCGUCGUCGUUGAAUCAAAAGUGCAGCGGUGUUAGUUGUAUUGCAUUGCGCUCAGCAGUAGUGGUAGUAGUGUAUGGCCAUGCCGAGCGUCCGCGAGACUGCCAGGCGUCGUCGUCGUCGUCUCUACGUCGUCCGCGAGCAGCAGCAGUCGUCGAUUCGAGAGCUCGUGUGUACCGAGACGUUGUUACACGACACGCGCGAGUUAUAGACGCGAGUGUAUAGUGCGCAAGUGCAGCAGCGUCGAGAGCACGGAUUAUUACAUACGCGGCAUCAUCGUCAUUGUUCAUCGUCGUCGUGUACACAAAUGUGUGAUAUAUAGACGUCUCGCGAGCCAUUGAUGCAUAAUAUCGUGGCGCACACAGCACAGCACGUGGUGGAUGCCCGCUAUAUACUCUAGACUCGUGCAUAUCCGUUCGAUUGGUACGUCUCUCUCAGCUAUGUAUACAUAAUAGAAAGAAAAAAAAUAACGUUAUCACGAAGCUUCGAGCCUCGAAUUGCAUUUUUUUUUCUUCUUUUUCUUUGACUUUUCGAGAAUAUAAAGCGCCGAUACACGCGACGUACGUACAUACUACUGCGCUUAUACUUACGCGCUCGUGCACAAAAAAAGCAACAAAACAAUUCUGAAAUAAUUCUAAAAAUACCCAGUCUAAUAUACUUUUUUUUGUACGCGUAUAUAUUAUAUUUUGCUGCGGGUCUCGCGAGCUCGCGUAGCGCUUUUCACAGCAGUGGAACGAAGUUUUGUAGAAAAGUUUUUCGAGGUGAGGCGGCAGCGAGAUUGAACAUGCUACACACGUAUUUAUAAAGUGUAAUAUAAACACGAGACGAGUGAGAAUUUUACACAUGCGUGUGUUUGUGCGUAUGCAGUCACCGACGAAAUAUUUAUGUACAAUAAUGUUUCUUUGUCGGGCGAGUUCCGUAUUUCCUUGCCUCUUUGGAGUUAAAUUUAUCAACCGAUCGUGUGUCCGUGUACAGCAGGGCAUCGCGCAGCAGAGACCAAGAUUAGAUAUAUCGUAUAGCCUAUGCCAUACACAUUUUGUCAGUUACAUCGCUAAUCUUUUUUUUUUGCGGAACGAAUCACACCUUCGUGCGUAUAAAUUUGCUCUUGAACUAGAUCGGUGCGUGUAUUUUCGAUUUGGUAAACGAUCGAUCGAACACGAACCGUUCGCGACAAAGUACUAAAAAGCCAAAGUAUCUUUUCAUACCUACAUAUAGACGAUAACGAUAACAUCCACGCGGAAUCAUUUUUACACGCGCGCCGUGCGAGCGAAUCUCGCUUCAAACAAACGUCACACAAGCGCGUUCGUAUACGAGUUCUUCUGAAUCGUACGUCACCCACACGCACAAGGCGCGUAUUAUUAUGCGCUCGUAGGUACCUUAACAACGAUAUAUUCGAAGCACGAGAGCGACUCGUGAUUUUUUUUUUUUCGCUGGCUUAAUUCGUAAGCGCGUGCAAUUUACCCGGUAUUACGAGUGAAGCUGCAGAGAGAGAGAGAGAAAGAGAGCGGAGAAGCUCGUACGCGAUCGAGUACAUUUUGUAUUUUUGCCAGUGUUGACAAGCCAAAUCUUGUGUAUGUCGAAAGAGAUAAGAGGAAAAAAAAAAUAUCGCAAUUUUCACCGGAUUUCGUUGAAGAGCCCCGAAGGGCACGCAUACAUCGUAUCUAGGUUACAUCGAGGAGCCUCCGCGCGCGAGGUGUUAAGUCGAAAUUUACCCCGGGUUAGCCCGAAAUGGGUCAUGGUUCCUCCGCGCGAUUCGGUGUUUAUUAAUUUCGUUAGAGCAUUGAUACGAUCGCGGCCGCAUCAGCUGUGUUAUCUGCGCGCGUGUGUGUUAAUAAUAAUGUUGAGCUGCUGAGGUCGCGGUGUUUUGAAGCGUGCGUGCAGUGUGUAUCAGCAGUAUACUCGCCGAACUCGAGCUUUCGAUUCGAGUUCGUAAACAAAAAACAAAAAAAAAAAAAAAAACGAACGAAGAAAAAAUCGCGCACGUGCGUUUUAAAUAUAACCCACACAUACACACGCGCGUCGAUCGCUCGAAAUCAAGUUCAAUGAUUGUUUCUUUCCCGAUUGUUAUUACCCGCGCGCCCGUAAAUACUCUUUGAUCUUUUUCCAAUUUUUUUUUUUUUUUCGUUGCGUACGUCUGAGAGCCGCGUGUAAUCGAGCGCGAUUAAUAAAAGCCGAGACUCGAGUGCGGCGGAACAGUGUGUGUGUGUGCGUAUAUCGUAAAAUAUUUAAGUCGUUACGUCGAUUCGAGAGAAACACACACACAAUGGCAAUAUUAUUUCCUACCGAUCGGCUUUCGUCGAGUACGUGAGUUACGUUGCGGCGAUUAUCAUUAUCUGUAAUAAUAAGGUAAGCCUGCUCAUAGCCAUGGUAGUACAGCAUGGAGCCCGUGCCAUCGUCCAAUGAGAGAAACAAAGACAACGACGACGCCGAAGCCCCGAAGGAACUCCAGUGCCGAUCUCUGCCGAUUUCCGCGCCCAGCUCCGUACCGGACUCGCCCGCGUCGACGCGCUCGAGCAAGCUCGUGGUACCGCACAGAAAGCUCAGACGUCACCACAGCUAUCAGCACCACCAUGGCAGAAGAGCUGCGCGCGAAAAAAAUGGCAGCGGCAGCAGUAGCCCGCUCAUACCGAUCGGUAGCGGCAGCGGUAAUAUCGGUAAGGCCAGAAUCGUUGCCGCGCCGUCGAAAGCUCAUCGUCAUCCUCGUUCCUCGAUGAGAAAGAUGAGCACGAUGCUGGAGGAGGAGGAUUACUACAGCUCGGACGACGAGGACGACGGCGACGACGAGGACGUGGACAACGACGGUCCGCACAGCGCUAUCAGCGCGGCGAGCAGCAACGCCAGUCAGGUGGAGAACAACGGCGACUCGGACUCGACCUUCGAGGAGCGCAGCUCGCUGCUGCUCGAGGGCGACGGAGGAUCGGUGCGCACGAGCAGCACCGCCCGCUACCCGAUCGUCCCGGAGUCGCAUCCACAGAUGUUUCAUCAUCAUCAUCAUCAGCGGAGAAUAAACAGCAGCAGCCGACACUCGUUAACGAAAGCUCCUCCUCGCUGCUGCUGCUCGGAACUGCUGCUGCUGAACUCGAGCGUCGACAGUUUUCAGCAGCGUCCGGUUGCGGGGGCGCGCCAAUUACAGCAUCAUCGUCACUGUCAUCGUCACAAUAAUAAUAAUAAUAAUAAUAAUAAUAACAAUAACAACAAUAAUAUCAACGCAGUGGUACCACACGCGGCAGCCGUAACGGAGGCAGCAGCAGCAGCAGCAGCCACUCAGCCAGCGAGCGCCGGCGCGUCGAGGCACAGUAGCCGACACCCCAGCAUGCGCUCGCUCAAGUCCAGCUCGGCCAGCGACGAAGCUCAGCAGUACUCGUACCCGAAUCAGCAGCAAUUACAAUCUUUAUACCCACCAAGCGCCUGUAACAAUUGGGGUUCGAUUUUGCUCCCAGAUAGCGGCCAGAGCAUGGCCAGGAGGCCGCCCUACCCGACCGCCACGCAGGACGCCGUCUCGAUACGCUCGCUGGCCUCGAUCGGCAUGGGCUCGUCCGACGGCAGGAAGCUCACCAUACGCCGGGUGCCGACCUCGCCCACCGAGCUCCUCAACAUGGUCCAUCCGCCCACGCCCAUAGGCGACGACGUGUCGACGGGCACGAGCUUCGACGACGGCGACGCCGAGGACCCGGGCGAGUAUCGUCAGCCCCGCAGGCCCCACUGGGAGAACAAGACGCAGUUCGUGCUGGCCUGCAUCGGCUACUCGGUGGGCCUCGGCAACGUUUGGCGGUUUCCCUAUCUCUGCUACAAGAGCGGCGGAGGCGUAUUCCUGAUACCUUACUUCUUAAUACUCAUCGUGUGCGGCGUGCCGCUGCUGUACAUGGAGCUGAGCAUAGGCCAGUUCACGAGGCGAGGACCCAUAGGCGCCCUCGGCCAGAUCUGUCCUCUAUUCAAAGGAGCCGGCCUGUCGUCGGUCGUCAUAUCGUUCCUCAUGUCGACCUAUCACAACGUCAUAAUCGCCUACGCGAUCUACUACUUCUUCACGGGCUGCAGGCCGAUACAGCCGUGGUCGCGCUGCCGCAACAAGUGGAACUCGCCGGACUGCUGGUCGGCCGACGUCAUGACCAACAACAACACCAGGCCCAAGAAUCCCAAGAUACCGGCGGCCGAGUUUUUCGACAACAAAGUACUGCAGAUAAGCUCGGGCAUCGAGGAGCCGGGCAUGCUCAGGUGGGAGCUGGCCGCCUGCCUGCUCUCCGCCUGGGUCAUCGUGUACUUCUCCAUCUGGAAGUCGAUCAAGUCGUCGGCGCGGGUCAGAUACCUCACGGCCACUCUGCCCUUCCUCCUCAUCUUCAUCUUUCUCACGCGCUCGCUGACCCUCGAGGGCGCCGACAAGGGACUGCAGUUCUUCUUUCACCCGGACUGGGAGCUGCUGAAAGACGCUAAGGUCUGGGUGAACGCGGCGGCGCAGAUCUUCAAUUCCGUGGGCAUAGCUUUCGGCUCGAUGAUCUGCUUCGCCAGCUACAACAAGUUCCACAACAACAUUCUCGUCGACACGUUGGCGGUCUCGCUGAUCAACGCCGGCAGCUGCCUCCUGGUCGGCAUAUUCGCCUUCGCCACGAUCGGCAACAUCGCCGUGGAGCAGAACAUGACCGUGCCGGAAGUGCUGAGCGAUGGACCCGGCCUGGUGUUCGUGGUGUAUCCUCAGGCACUGGCGAAGAUGCCGUGGCCGCAGAUGUGGUCGAUGCUCUUCUUCUUCAUGCUCGUCUGCUUGUCGCUCAACAGCCAGUUCGCCAUCGUCGAGGUGGUCGUGACGUCGAUCCAGGACGGAUUCCCCAAGUGGGUCAAGAAAAACCUGAUGUGCCAUGAGAUGUUAGUCUUGCUAGUCUGUAUAGUAUCGUUUUUAUUCGGCCUGCCGAACGUCACGCAGGGUGGCAUCUACUUCUUCCAACUGAUCGACCACUACGCCGCGUCGAUAUCCAUCAUGUUUCUGGCCUUCUUCGAGGUGAUCGCCAUCUCGUGGUUCUACGGCGUGCGCCGGCUCAGCAGCAACGUCAAGGAGAUGACGGGCCGCGUACCCUCGAUUUACUUUCGCUUCUGCUGGCUCUUCGCCGCUCCUCUCCUGAUAAUGUCGGUUUGGGUGUUCAGCCUGAUAGACUACGAGCCGCCGCAUUACACCAAGUCCGACGGCAGGUAUCAGUAUCCUUGGUGGGCGGAGGCCAUCGGCUGGAGCAUCGCCUCGCUGUCGCUCAUAUGCAUACCCGCGUUCGCCGUUUACGUUUUCAUCCAAGCGGAGGGGACGACGUUUACUCAAAAAUUGCGAUACGCAAUUAGACCAGACUUCGAGGCGUGCGAGGUUUGCGGCCAGGAGUACUGCGAGGAGCCGUCCCACAGCAAGGAUGACGACGAACUGAAAGAGCCUCUUCACGAGAUGAAUAACGUCAUUCAAAUCGUGCAAAGUUGACAACCAAAGGAUCAACCUUGCUAAUCGACGCAAUGCACCAAAUAAAAAAUAAAAAAUUAGACUAUACUCGAGACAAUCUCAUCGUUUUACUCUACUCUUUUGGGAACCAAAAUUAGUCUACGUUAAGACUUACAGGUUCAAAGUCAUAUUAUAUAGGAGCAGUGAUCGUAGAAAGGCAGACGUUCGAUGCAAUUAUAGCCAAAUGACAGAGACAAUGAAUUUCAAACUGCUUCCUUGUCCUCCUUAGACAUUCCAAUUAUCGAUUGUAUGUAUCUUUAAAUGAAUGAUUUACUAUGUAAAAGUUAUAACUUUAUUAUAUAGAUUAGUAUGAAAAAAUGUAGAUUAAUGAAUGUGAGUGUGUAACAAUAUUUUUGCGUUUAUUCGAAGUAUGUAAUAUCGUACGUAUGACUCGUAACGAUUUUACUCUUUAUUAGUUGUGAUUAUAUUUUGCUACGACGAAUGUAUUUUCAAUUAAAAUAUAUCAAAAAUGUAUACCUGACGAAAUAUAACGAGUAUGUACUGUGUGUGUCGCAAGGAUUCAAAUACAUUUUCACGCACGCGCGAGUUAAUCGAUGCGAUGAAUCGUCAUAAACGCCUCUGCCGAUCGUACGGAGAUGCGUUACAUUAUAAGCAUCGCGCACAUGUGUGUGCGCGCUAUAAGGCAGGGGUACAAAUCAGAAAAUGGAAAGCAGCAGCAUCGAUACACAACGCGAUUACUACUGUGUGUGAAUGUGUGUGUGUGUGUGUGUGUGUGUGGAACGCAUUUGAGAAUUUGCAUAACUCGUCAUUAGCCCAUUACACAGAGACAGACACAGGUGGAAAAACUCGCGAGAAGAGAGGCGACAAGAGGUUGUACAAAGCGCCGAGGCGCGCGCAUUAUAUCGGCUCGCGAACUGCGAUAAAUCAACCUCGCGCUCUUGUGUGUGUGUAUAUGUGUACGUGUGACUUUCGAUGCAACUAUUUAUUUCACGUUGUGUGUAUCUAUGUGUAUGUGUAUAUGAUUGUGUGUGUGUGUGUGUGUGUGUGUGUGUGUGUGUGUGUAUUUACAAGUACAAGUCGAAGAUACCGAGUACAAAUGCAUCCAUAUUGAGACUACGUGUUUAGAUAUGAAUCUGUAUAAAAAAAAAGAAAAAAAAAA